CGCCAUUCACUGUGAACCAUCGAAAGCGCUGAAGUCUUUUCGACAUGAAUCUAAGAGCAAGUGUGUUAACGACCGUGUGGGUCCUAGUUGCUGUAACUGCAGUCGACGCAUCACCUGUAGGUGACUGUCCGCCAGUAGAUGCGCUGGAUCACACAGACCAUCUACCAGACAGCACAAACUGUUCACUUUUCUACAAAUGUGAUCACGCAGCACCUGUAUUGUUUAUAUGUCCUGAUGGACUCCACUUCAACCCUGUGCUGGAAGUAUGUGACUGGCCAGACCGUGCAGGCUGUUCAGGUGCAUCACCAUCAACUGUAGCACCAAGCUCAUCCUCAGCUGCUCCUACAAGUGCUGCCACAACAGCAGCUCCAACGGCAGCACCAAGCUCAUCCACAGCUGCUCCUACAAGUGCUGCCACCACAGCAGCUCCAACGGCAGCACCCAGCUCAACAGCCAAUCCGACAUCUGCUCCAUCAGAAGACUGCCCAGCAGUCGGCACCUGCCCACAAUAUGAAGAUGAGAACUCUAUUGCUAAGCACCUCCCCCACGCAACAAACUGCAGCCAAUUCUGUAAAUGUGACCAUGGAAAACCUGUCACAUUCGACUGUCCUGCUGGACUCCACUUCAACCCUACACUGGAAGUAUGUGACUGGCCAGACCAAGCAGGCUGUUCAGGUGGAUCAGCAUCAACUGCAGCUCCCAGCUCUUCCACAGCUGCUCCUACAAGUGCUGCCACUACAGCAGCUCCAACGGCAGCACCAAGCUCAUCCACAGCUGCUCCUACAAGUGCUGCCACCACAGCAGCUCCAACGGCAGCACCAAGCUCAACAGCCAAUCCGACAUCUGCUCCAUCAGGAGGUUGCCCAGCAGUCGGCACCUGCCCACAAUAUCAAGAUGAGAACUCUAUUGCUAAACACCUCCCCCAUGCCACAAACUGCAGCCAGUUCUGUAAAUGUGACCAUGGAAAACCUGUCACAUUCGACUGUCCUGCUGGACUCCACUUCAACCCUACACUAGAGGUAUGUGACUGGCCAGACCAAGCAGGCUGUUCUGGUGGAUCAGCGUCAACUGCAGCUCCCAGUUCAUCCACAGCUGCUCCCACAAGUGCAGCCACUACAGCAGCUCCAACUGCAGCACCAAGCUCAUCAACAGCUGCUCCUACAAGUGCUGCCACUACUGCAGCUCCAACGGCAGCACCAAGCUCAUCCACAGCUGCUCCUACAAGUGCUGCCACUACAGCAGCUCCAACGGCAGCACCAAGCUCAACAGCCAAUCCGACAUCUGCUCCAUCAGGAGACUGCCCAGCAGUCGGCACCUGCCCACAAUAUGAAGAUGAGAACUCUAUUGCUAAGCACCUCCCCCAUGCCACAAACUGCAGCCAGUUCUGUAAAUGUGACCAUGGAAAACCUGUCACAUUCGACUGUCCUGCUGGACUCCACUUCAACCCUACGCUAGAGGUAUGUGACUGGCCAGACCAAGCAGGCUGUUCUGGUGGAUCAGCGUCAACUGCAGCUCCCAGUUCAUCCACAGCUGCUCCCACAAGUGCAGCCACUACAGCAGCUCCAACUGCAGCACCAAGCUCAUCAACAGCUGCUCCUACAAGUGCUGCCACUACUGCAGCUCCAACUGCAGCACCAAGCUCAUCGACAGCUGCUCCUACAAGUGCUGCCACCACAGCAGCUCCAACGGCAGCACCAAGCUCAACAGCCAAUCCAACAUCUGCUCCAUCAGGAGACUGCCCAGCAGUCGGCACCUGCCCACAAUAUGAAGAUGAGAACUCUAUUGCUAAGCACCUCCCCCAUGCCACAAACUGCAGCCAAUUCUGUAAAUGUGAUCAUGGAAAACCUGUCACAUUCGACUGUCCUGCUGGACUCCACUUCAACCCUACACUAGAGGUAUGUGAUUGGCCAGACCAGGCGGGCUGUUCAGGUGGAUCAGCGUCAACUGCAGCUCCCAGUUCAUCCACAGCUGCUCCCACAAGUGCAGCCACUACAGCAGCUCCAACAGCAGCACCAAGCUCAUCAACAGCUGCUCCUACAAGUGCUGCCACUACUGCAGCUCCAACGGCAGCACCAAGCUCAUCCACAGCUGCUCCUACAAGUGCUGCCACUACAGCAGCUCCAACGGCAGCACCAAGCUCAACAGCCAAUCCAACAUCUGCUCCAUCAGGAGACUGCCCAGCAGUCGGCACCUGCCCACAAUAUGAAGAUGAGAACUCUAUUGCUAAGCACCUCCCCCAUGCCACAAACUGCAGCCAAUUCUGUAAAUGUGAUCAUGGAAAACCUGUCACAUUCGACUGUCCUGCUGGACUCCACUUCAACCCUACACUAGAGGUAUGUGACUGGCCAGACCAGGCGGGCUGUUCAGGUGGAUCAGCGUCAACUGCAGCUCCCAGUUCAUCCACAGCUGCUCCCACAAGUGCAGCCACUACAGCAGCUCCUACAGCAGCACCAAGCUCAUCAACAUCUCCUCCUACAAGUGCUGCCACUACAGCAGCUCCAACGGCAGCACCAAGCUCAUCCACAGCUGCUCCUACAAGUGCUGCCACUACAGCAGCUCCAACGGCAGCACCGAGCUCAACAGCCAAUCCAACAUCUGCUCCAUCAGGAGGUUGCCCAGCCGUCGGCAGCUGCCCACAAUAUCAAGAUGAGAACUCUAUUGCUAAGCACCUUCCCCAUGCCACAAACUGCAGCCAGUUCUGUAAAUGUGACCAUGGAAAACCUGUCACAUUCGACUGUCCUGCUGGACUCCACUUCAACCCUACAUUAGAAGUAUGUGACUGGCCAGACCAAGCGGGCUGUUCAGGUGGAUCGCCAUCAACUGCAGCUCCUAGCUCAUCCUCAGCUGCUCCCACAAGUGCAGCUACUACAGCAGCUCCAACUGCAGCACCAAGCUCAUCAACAGCUGCUCCUACAAGUGCUGCCACUACAGAAGCUCCAACUGCAGCACCAAGCUCAUCGACAGCUGCUCCUACAAGUGCUGCCACUACAGCAGCUCCAACGGCAGCACCAAGCUCAACAGCCAAUCCAAUAGGAGACUGCCCAGCAGUCGGCAGCUGCCCACAAUAUGAAGAUGAGAACUCUAUCGCUAAGCACCUUCCCCAUUCAUCUGACUGCACCAAGUUCUGCAAAUGUGACCAUGGUACACCUGUUACAUUUGACUGCCCUGCUGGGCUCCAUUUCAACCCUACACUGGAAGUAUGUGACUGGCCAUACCGUGCUGGCUGUGCAAAUAGUUCAGCUUGAUAGGCAUGUGCUACCAAAAUGGCUACUAUAGCUUCAGCCUACCAAUAUGACUACUAUAGUUUCAGCCAAACUAAGUAGUGGUACACCUGGUAGAUCCACAGUGUUAUUCGCCAAUAAGACGCUUAUGAUUCAGUUUUACCUUGUCUUACAUAUUUUGAAGAUUCUAUUGUUAAGCAUCUCGGACGUUGAACCAACUGAGGUCUAUAUUACCUUUGCAGCCAUGGCGCAUCAAUCGCUGAAAUAUUUUCUUUUGAGCUGUUUUUCAGAAUGAAACUGUAUGUGUGAGACUCUCCUUUUGACUCUAUAUGUGACUAAGUGAAUAUCUAAUAGAUGUAUUUAUCUUUAAAUUUAUAUUUCUUUUUAUUCAUGCAACUGUGUAAUGUAGAAAAAUCAUUUCAUGAUACACAGCAGAGUGUUACGUUUAGUUUUACUGAACUCAUAUUUAGACUCUUUACAUAGACGUAGAAACGACAGAUGUCACAUAUAUAGAAAUGUUUUUUUUUGUC
Molecule: messenger RNA, 3751 nt
Organism: Schistocerca nitens (vagrant locust)
Lineage: Eukaryota; Metazoa; Arthropoda; Insecta; Orthoptera; Acrididae
Product: mucin-19-like
Exons: 2
Coding region: 45-3245 (1066 amino acids)
Cellular component (GO): extracellular region
Molecular function (GO): chitin binding
Source: RefSeq, a predicted model, not a curated record